Molecule: messenger RNA, 581 nt
Organism: Rattus norvegicus (Norway rat)
Lineage: Eukaryota; Metazoa; Chordata; Mammalia; Rodentia; Muridae
Gene: S100a7a
Product: S100 calcium binding protein A7A
Exons: 3
Coding region: 176-502 (108 amino acids)
Biological process (GO): positive chemotaxis
Molecular function (GO): calcium ion binding; transition metal ion binding
Source: RefSeq, marked provisional
CCUGGUGGAAGUUCCCCUGUUCAGAAGUCUGCCUUUUAUCUGAUUUCCAGGAUCAUAUAGAGGCUGGGCUGUGGAUGAAGAGCAGCCCUGCAUUGAGAGCAACAGACUCUCCACUGUCCCAGAGCCUCCUCAUCUACUCUGCAGAUUUGCCUGUACCCUGAAGGGUCCAUCGGUCAUGCCAGACACACCAGUAGAGGACUCCCUUUUCCAAAUCAUACACUGCUUUCAUCACUAUGCUGCCCGGGAAGGGGACAAGGAGACCUUGUCCCUGGAGGAGCUGAAAGCCCUGCUCUUGGAUAGUGUGCCUCGCUUCAUGGACACCCUGGGCCGCAGGCAGCCAUACUACAUCACAGAGCUCUUCCGGGCGGCUGACAAAAACAAGGACAACCAGAUCUGCUUCGAUGAGUUCCUGUACAUCUUGGGCAAACUGGUGAAGGACUAUCAUCUUCAGUUUCACCGGCAGUUGUGCACACACUACUGCACCCAGCACAACCUCUACUAAAGGGGGACAGGCAGUCUCUCAUCACCAGAACUUGUUCCUGGAGACAUGGCCUGACUAAGAACAGCUUACAGAACUUAGC